This is a messenger RNA of Colletotrichum abscissum, 354 nucleotides long. Its product is annotated as necrosis and ethylene inducing protein. Bases 1 to 354 code for a protein of 117 amino acids. The transcript has a single exon. NCBI's taxonomy places the organism in Eukaryota, Fungi, Ascomycota, Sordariomycetes, Glomerellales, Glomerellaceae. The record is from RefSeq and is a predicted model, not a curated record.
AUGCAGAUUCACGACAACGCCUUCUCCCCAUUUACGGGUGCUGAUGGAGACAAGGUGUUUGAGCGCACAGUCGUCAGCUGGUUCUCUCUUCCCGCGGCUGCGCAGAAAGCUUUGUCGGAUGUCAAAUACGAAAAGACUCAAGUGCCAUUCACCGACGCCAACUUCCAGGCUCACCUGGACGCCGCAUACCGAGAAAGCUUUUACGGCGGUCUUACAGACCAGCAGGGGUGCUUCGGUCAAGAGGCUGGACCCAGUGUGAAAGAGGAUCCGAUCAGCGAUUCGCCUCCUAAGGACAAGGAGCCAGCUGGUGCUCCGCCUCCAAGCGGCGAGAAGGGGCCUACGGAUGCGCAGUGA